AUGACAAAGGGAUUUGAGAUUAAUCAAGAGAAUAAUGAAGGAAAUGGCGGCAAGAGUAGUAAUGAUAGUGAGGGUGAGGAAAAUUCAUUUGACAUAACUGAAGGAGCGGCUAUGAGUGAUGAUGAGGAAUUGGAAGAAGAGAAUAAUAAUGAAGCAAAGGAGGAGGAGGAGAAUAACAAUGAAGAAGGGAAGUUAACAAACCCAAGUAGCAGCAGCACAGCAUCAAGAGAAGGGAAGAGAGGGAGUGGUGUGAGACAAUAUGUGAGAUCAAAGAUGCCAAGGCUUUGUUGGACUCCUAAUCAUGAUUUUUUUCCCAUGCAAUAUUUGUGCUUAGAAUCAUUUGAAUCUGCUAACGCAGUUUCAGUGGGUGCAUCAAAAGGUGUUCAAAGGCUGGGAAAUCAACUGCUAAUGGUGUUACAAAACACAAAAAUAAAGCUGCAUCUUUGGUAUGUUUGA
Arachis duranensis is the source of this 456-nucleotide messenger RNA. Its product is annotated as probable ubiquitin fusion degradation protein C12B10.01c. Bases 1 to 456 code for a protein of 151 amino acids. The record is from RefSeq and is a predicted model, not a curated record. The transcript has a single exon. NCBI's taxonomy places the organism in Eukaryota, Viridiplantae, Streptophyta, Magnoliopsida, Fabales, Fabaceae.